Messenger RNA from Solea solea (common sole), 3323 nucleotides. RefSeq names its product phosphofructokinase, platelet a (gene pfkpa). Gene Ontology annotation, biological process: canonical glycolysis; fructose 1,6-bisphosphate metabolic process; fructose 6-phosphate metabolic process. The record is from RefSeq and is a predicted model, not a curated record. NCBI's taxonomy places the organism in Eukaryota, Metazoa, Chordata, Actinopteri, Pleuronectiformes, Soleidae. The transcript has 23 exons. The coding region runs from base 169 to 2688 and encodes 839 amino acids. Gene Ontology annotation, molecular function: monosaccharide binding; AMP binding; 6-phosphofructokinase activity. Gene Ontology annotation, cellular component: membrane; 6-phosphofructokinase complex; cytoplasm.
CAAAAUUCCACGAAUCGAUGCGGAACAGAGAAGAAGAGAGAGCGCAGUGGGCAUCCAGAGCAAGAGGGGGCGGACAACCGGUGCCCUUAAUCAUUUAAGCACAAAUUGAAACCGUCGCAGUCCCGCCGUUCUGUUUUAAAGAACAGGACUGAAGAAAAUAGGGUGAAAAUGGCGCAACCGGACACUAAGAAGAUCUUCUUCGAGAACCUAUCGGGAGCUGGCAAAGCCAUCGCGGUACUGACGAGCGGAGGAGAUGCUCAAGGGAUGAAUGCUGCCGUACGUGCUGUGGUUCGAAUGGGAUUAUACGUGGGCGCUAAAGUUUAUUUCAUUCAUGAGGGAUAUCAGGGUAUGGUGGAUGGAGGGGAGAACAUAAGGGAAGCCAAAUGGGAAAGUGUCUCAAGCAUGCUGCAAGUGGGCGGGACUGUCAUCGGCAGCGCCCGCUGCAAAGAUUUCCGCACGCACGAGGGACGCCUGAAGGCCGCUCUGAACCUGGUGCAGCGCGGCAUCACCAACCUGUGCGUGAUCGGCGGAGAUGGCAGUCUGACUGGAGCCAACCUCUUCAGGGAGGAGUGGAGUGGACUGCUGGCGGAGCUUGUGGAGCAAGGCGCGCUGGAGGCCGAUGCUGUGCAGCAGUACUCGGCGCUUCACAUCGUGGGGAUGGUCGGUUCCAUCGACAACGACUUCUGCGGCACCGACAUGACGAUCGGCACGGACUCGGCCUUGCACAGAAUCAUCGAGGUGGUGGAUGCAAUUAUGACGACCGCACAGAGUCACCAGAGAACGUUUGUGUUGGAGGUCAUGGGCAGACACUGCGGGUACUUAGCCUUGGUGAGCGCCCUGGCCUGCGGGGCAGACUGGGUGCUGAUCCCGGAGAUGCCGCCAGAGGACGGCUGGGAGGAGAAGAUGUGUCAGAAACUGUCUGCGAACCGAGCAGGGAUGAAAAGGCUGAAUAUCAUAAUUGUAGCCGAAGGGGCGAUUGAUCGUAACAACAAGCCCAUUACCACUGACUAUAUUAAGGAUCUUGUUGUCAAAUGUUUGGGUUUCGACACACGAGUGACAAUUCUGGGGCAUGUGCAGAGAGGAGGGACCCCAUCUGCUUUUGACCGCAUCUUGGCCAGUCGUAUCGGCGUGGAGGCCGUUCUUGCCCUUCUAGAGACCACAGCCAACACGCCGGCCUGUGUGGUCUCUCUGGUCGGAAAUCAGUCGGUGCGUGUGCCUCUGAUGGAGUGCGUGCAGAUGACUCAGGAGGUCCAGAAGGCCAUGGACGGGAAGCGGUUUGAGGAGGCUGUUAAGCUUCGGGGCAGGAGUUUUGAAAACAACUUGAAGACGUACAAACUCUUGGCUCAUCGCAAACCAGAGUCGGAGCUGCCAGUUAGCAACUUCAACGUGGCAGUGCUGAACGUCGGUGCUCCUGCAGCAGGGAUGAACGCCGCGGUCCGUUCAGCAGUGAGGGUGGGCAUCUCUGAGGGCCACAAGAUGUUUGCGGUCAGCGAUGGCUUCGAGGGAUUCUCCAAAGGACAGAUUAGGGAGUUUAAAUGGGCAGAUGUUGGAGGAUGGACUGGACAGGGUGGCUCCCUACUGGGAACCAAAAGAACUCUUCCUGCAAAGCAUGUUGAAAAAAUUGCUGAGCAGAUGAGAAAGCACAAUAUAAAUGCGCUGCUCAUUAUCGGGGGAUUUGAGGCCUUCCUGUCACUGCUGGAAUUGUUAACGGCGCGCGGGAAAUAUGACGAGCUCUGUGUGCCCAUGGUCAUGGUCCCAGCCACUGUCUCCAACAAUGUGCCGGGCUCAGACCUCAGCAUCGGUGCUGACACGGCUCUGAACGCCAUCACUGCUGCGUUUGAGAGUCUCCUGCAGCUGUUUGAGGCUCGUGGUACCUAUGAGGAGUUUUGCAUCCCGAUGUGUAUGCUGCCUUCCACCAUAAGUAACAAUAUACCGGGCACAGAUCUAAGUAUCGGGGCUGACACGGCCCUCAAUGCCAUCGUGGAGACCUGUGACCGCAUCAAGCAGUCAGCCAGUGGGACCAAGAGACGCGUGUUCAUCAUCGAGACCAUGGGAGGCUACUGUGGCUACCUGGCCACUGUGGGAGGUUUGGCAGCCGGAGCUGAUGCCGCGUACAUCUAUGAGGAGCCGUUCGACAUUAGAGACCUGCAGGCCAAUGUUGAACAUUUGACGGAGAAAAUGAAGACGAGCAUUCAGAGAGGACUGGUCCUCAGGAAUGAGAACUCCAGCGAAAACUACACAACAGAUUUUAUCUACCAGCUGUACUCUGAGGAAGGGAAGGGCGUGUUUGACUGCAGGAAGAACGUGCUGGGACACAUGCAGCAGGGAGGAGCGCCAUCUCCAUUCGACCGGAACUUCGGGACUAAGAUCUCGGCCAAGGCCAUGCAGUGGAUUACCAAAAAGCUGACCGAGACGUUCAGACAAGGCCGAGUGUUCGCCAACACUGAGGACACCUGCUGUCUGUUGGGGAUGCGACGCAGGGCUCUGGUCUUCCAGCCAGUUGUACAGCUCACGGAUGACACUGACUUCGUUCACAGGAUCCCCAAGGAGCAGUGGUGGCUGAAGCUGCGCCCCCUCAUGAAGAUCCUGGCCAAGUACAAGACGAGCUACGACGUCUCCGACUCGGGACAACUGGAGCACGUCGUACACAACCGGCCUAAAGAGUUAGACGCUUCGGUGGCCAUGUGAAGGCGCGAACAGUGCUGUCCGCGUGUGUGUGUGUUAGUGUGUGAGGCAUCCGUUUGUGUUCUGUAGAAGAGCUCAAGUAACAACUUCCCCGUCUGUGUCAUUUCCUCCUCGAAACCAUAAGCAGUGUAAGCCUCCGCGGCGCAGCGAACACACAUACAUGCUCCCACACGCAUGGCGUACACGACUGUCCUGCCACACACCUCCGUGUACUGCUCCCCCUUGGAUGUUUAGUGUCACUGGUGUUCUCAAAUUGCACUUUUACCUGUCUGCAGUUGCACAACGACAGAAAAGACACUGUAUUCUGUGUAAAACCAACAUAUGUGUGUGUGUGUGUGUGUAAGUACACUUGCCUAGAACCAGUGCAAGAUUCAGCAUAUGAUAGAGAUGAGACGGGAAAAACAGCUCUUCUAUCGUUAGAAGUAAAGAGAUCUACAUGCUGUGCUUCACACAGGAAAUAAUAUUUAUCUUUUUAACAUUGUUUAUUUUUUUGCUUGUAAAGUUGGAAUAUAGUUUAUUAAGUGUCAGCACUCCUGUAAUGAAGUAGAUGUUUCUCCUACUGCACCAACGAGUUCAAUGUGUAAGAGACUAAUGUUUCCCGCACAUUAAAACCAGACUUGAGAAGUGGACCCCGGUCA